GCUCCUUUUUCCUGGUAUGGCGAUCGGCGAUCUGGAGCUGUUGCCGCGUCCUCAAGGUACGAGGAAGAAUGCCGGGAAUGUGGAGGCCCGAUGGAGUGGAAAUUAUCGCAGGGUUCUGUCUGGAGUGAGGCAGACGAAUCUAGCGACUGAGCAGCAACGCCAGGAUGAGAAUCCGGACCACGAUCAGCAGCUGUCUAUGGAUUUCCGGAUCAAAAAGAGGACUCUCGUCAAGGAGCUCGUCAAGCAACAAAUCCGAGAGGAGAUUCGCAAGAGAAGGGAGGAGGACAAGAACCGUGCUCCCAAGACCGAGAAGGAGUUUCUCGAAGUAAAGAUCCGAAGGGCUUUGUACACGAUCGAUCUCAACAGGACGGAGAUCCGGCGAAAGCAUUCGUCCCAUCUCACCGAAGGAAAGCGUUGCUUGCGAGAAACGGAGCCUCUGAGUGAAGGAGAGGCGGCGCACUACGCAAGGAUUGGAAACCAAAACCAGAACUUUGCGUCCGUCGGUAAGCGUGGGAUCUACGGAGGUGUGAUUCACAACAUCCACACCAACUGGAAGUUCCAUGAGACGGUGAGGAUCAAGUGCCCCCGCCACAACAGCAUGGAGGAGACGCGGAGAAUCGGUGCCGAGCUAGCGAGAUUGAGUGGAGGCAUCGUGCUCGAUGUCCUUGAGGACAGGACGGUGAUUAUGUUUCGUGGUAAGAACUACCAGACACCAGAGGAGCUCUAUCCUCCAACUUUGGAAGCUGUCGACAGGAGAAAUGCCGAUUCCAGGCACCACAUCCAACGGGCUUUGGAUUCACAAGUUUACAGGCUGGGACAAUACAUUUCCAGGUACCACUUUCUCAAAGAAGACAGAGAGCCCGCUCAAGCCACGCAGCCGAUGAUAGUCUUACCAGGGGCUGGCAACGAAGACAGAGAAGAAGGUUUAGAUCAAGGUUGUCAAGUAGAUGUGGAGAAUGGUGAUAAAGAACAGGCUAGAACAGCAGCAGCGGAUGUUAUAGCUACACAGGCGAGCCGCGAGCGAGUGGAAAAAAAGAUGGCGUCCAGAUUUGCGAGAGAACUUGGCCGCCACAAGACCGAGAUUGGGAAGGAGAGGAGACGCGCGAGAAAGAACUUGUUUGAUUACAAGAUUCGCAGGUGUGGGGGGAUAAAAGCGUACCUCCGCGGCCUGGGAGUACCAUAUCCAUUCCCAAGACUCCACUCUUAAACAAAUCCAGGGAGAUAAGCUUGGAACUUCUAUGA
Molecule: messenger RNA, 1242 nt
Organism: Selaginella moellendorffii
Lineage: Eukaryota; Viridiplantae; Streptophyta; Lycopodiopsida; Selaginellales; Selaginellaceae
Exons: 4
Coding region: 17-1207 (396 amino acids)
Molecular function (GO): RNA binding
Source: RefSeq, a predicted model, not a curated record